ACCGCACGAUCGAUGCACACGAGUCCAAGACAUGAGACACACGCCAAAUACGGCGGAAGAUUUAUGGUCACAUCACUGCCCGGCGAUGGCAUCGGACCUGAAAUGAUAAAAAACGUUAAAAAAGUCUUCAAAGCUGGUGGUAUACCGGUGGACUUCGAGGAAGUGAGUCUGGAUUCACACCACGAAGACCACGAGAAUAUGUUCGAAGCGAUCACUUCGAUCAAACGCAACGGUGCGGCCCUUAAGGGCAAUAUCGAGACCCGCGAGCACUCGAAGCACUUCCUGAGCCGUAAUGUUGAGCUCCGACUGCGGCUCAACCUCUACGCCAAUGUCAUUCACUGCCAGUCGAUGCCCGGCGUCCACACCCGGCAUAAGGACAUCGAUAUCUAUCUGAUCCGACAGAACACGGAGGGGGAGUACAGCUGUUUAGAGCACGAGUCGGUCGACGGUGUGGUGGAGUCGCUGAAGAUCGUGACGCGA
Oppiella nova is the source of this 480-nucleotide messenger RNA. The record is from the annotation of a GenBank genome assembly. NCBI's taxonomy places the organism in Eukaryota, Metazoa, Arthropoda, Arachnida, Sarcoptiformes, Oppiidae.